AUGGUAGACUCGACAAAGACCCAUGGUGCAGUGGCUGCUGCGCCGACACCAACCGUUGAGAUUGUGAAGCAGCCAGGUGGUCGUCCGGACCAAAAGCACCACAAUGGUGAAAUGGACCGACUCAAGUCGGAGAUAGACCAGACACACGCCAAGAUCGCGCAGAUCCGUGCUGCCCUGUCUGGUGAAUCGCUGGCUGAUUCCCCAUCGGGUAAGCGCCGAAGUGCUCUGAAGGAUGAGCUCACGGCACUGCGUAAUCAGCAGGCUGGCCGUAAGGGCACUCGUGGCAAGGUGUUUGACGAGCUAAAGCAGGUGCAGGACGACAUCGCGCACAAGAUCAAGGCACUGCAACAGGCCAAGUCGAAGGCUCCAUUCAAGUCUGUGUCGGAGCUGGACGCUCAGGUGGCGCAGAUUGAAGCGCAAAUCGAGUCCGGCUCUAUGAAGAUUGUCGAGGAGCGCAAGGCGCUAAAUGACAUCUCGACGCUGAAAAGGUCGCGCAAGUCUGUGGAACAGUUCGGCGAGCAACAAAAGGAGAUCGAUGAGCUCCGCGCCCAUGUGGCUGACCUGCGCUUGUCGCUUGACGAUCCCGAAAUGGCAGCGGCCAACAAGCGCUACGAGGAGAUCAAGGCGGAGAUGGACGAGCUGUCCAAGGAGCAAGAAAAGUUGUUUGGCAACCGUGGCAAGCUACUGUCGCAGCGCACGGCGCUGUCUAAGCACCUCGACGAGCUGUACCAGGCCCGCCGUGACCGUCUCACUGCGUACCACGCCGAGAACGACAAGUUCUUUGCGCGUGUGCGUGCGGAACGCGAGCGUCGUCAAGAGGCUCAGCGAAAGGAGCGCGAAGAAGCCGACAGGAUGCGUCAGGAGGCCGAGAUCCAGGCUCUGCGUGAGGAUGCCGCGCUGCCUGCGUUCGCCAAGGAAAUUGAGGAUUGCGAUGUGCUGAUCCGCUAUUUCAGUGGUGCAUCCGAAGAAGACACGAAGGGGGAGAAUGUGACACAGUCCGCGUCCAACUCGCAGCCCGAGGUGCCUAAACCGGAUGCGACUGUGCCGGAGGGCGCUGUUGUGGCUCGCAAGAAGGGCGAUGAAGAUGACUACUUUGCCGGCACGGGCACGGGCAAGAAGAAGGGCAAGGGUAAGAAGAGCGGCCAGCAGGCGGCCAAGGCGCACGGCAGCGACGAGGCUGGUGGCGCGUUCAACGUGCCGUUUGGCAUGCUGUCAGCCCUGCUGAGCCUGAGUAUCCCGCCGCCCACGAACCAGGCUGACGUUCCGCGCCUCGUGGACAACAUCAAGCUGAAGCGCGAGUACUUUGUGUCGAACCAGCCGCAUCAGACACAGGAAAAUAUGCGGAAGGUCGAGGAGAAGAUUGCGGCCUUGCAGGCCAAGACGGCCUCGAAGGAGACGCCUGCGGCGGCCUAA
Molecule: messenger RNA, 1413 nt
Organism: Malassezia restricta
Lineage: Eukaryota; Fungi; Basidiomycota; Malasseziomycetes; Malasseziales; Malasseziaceae
Product: nuclear segregation protein
Exons: 1
Coding region: 1-1413 (470 amino acids)
Biological process (GO): intracellular mRNA localization
Cellular component (GO): nuclear outer membrane-endoplasmic reticulum membrane network; endoplasmic reticulum; ribonucleoprotein complex
Molecular function (GO): mRNA binding
Source: RefSeq, a predicted model, not a curated record